Molecule: messenger RNA, 405 nt
Organism: Phalaenopsis equestris
Lineage: Eukaryota; Viridiplantae; Streptophyta; Magnoliopsida; Asparagales; Orchidaceae
Product: mitochondrial import receptor subunit TOM6 homolog
Exons: 1
Coding region: 122-286 (54 amino acids)
Cellular component (GO): mitochondrial outer membrane translocase complex
Source: RefSeq, a predicted model, not a curated record
UCCUCUGCUUUAAAAGGGCAACUGCAUCGUGCAGGACCCGAUAGCACCGCCGGCUACCAUUUAGGGUUUCGGCUUGAGAGAGGGAUUCAAUUCGUGAAAGCGAGCUUGGAAGAAAGUUAAGAUGUUUCUGGGAGGGCUUCCUCGUCGGCCGGACAAGGCGACGGCAUACAAACAGCUUAAAAGGCAUCUUACUAUCAUGGGGGUAUGGGUUGCGGUUAUCCGCGUCACUCCCAUCGUUCUCCAUUACCUCACCAAGGAGAAGGAAGAGCUUAAGCUAGAACUCUAGCUAGUUAGGUUUGUCCUAACGAUUGAGGUUUUUUUGUCAGAUUUGUGUAAUAACUUGAUUAAAUUUACACUAUCAUGCCUUUAGGAUGCUAGGGUUUUGCGAUGUGAACUUAUUUAUGG